AGAAGAAAAACGCGGAGAAACAGGAAGCGGCGGAGCUGGAGCGCUGUGAAAUGGCUUGGGCCGCUUGUUGUUUGUGUUUCUCGUUGUUGCUGGUCGCUGGAGCUGAAACUCCAGAGCAGAGCUCGGAUCAGUUCCACAAGCGCAGCGGGGACUUCGUUCUAAUCACUGAAGUCUCUGUGAAGGAAGGAGCCGCUUACAUCUCCAGCCCCGCCGUUCACACAGCCCGGGACUGCACGCGCGCGUGCGGCGGGACCGCGCGCUGUAAUCUGGCGCUGGUGGAGGGCCACGAGGACUCGAUCGCGAGCUGCUUUCUGUUCGACUGUAUUUAUAGGAAUAAGUUCGUCUGCCGCUUCGCCAAGCAGCCUGGAUUCACCCCUUACAUCCGGGACUCUGUGUAUGAGCGCUACCUGGAAGGACCGGCUCGAGCUUCAGAUGAAGAGGACAGAUUUCCUAUAGCCAAUGCAGGGCCAGAUUUGGUCGUCCAGUCUGGUGAGCGUGUGACCCUGAAUGGCAUUGAGAGCUGGGAUGACCAAAAGAUAAUCAGCUAUGAAUGGAAACAGCUGAGAGGAGACCACUCUGUAAAGACUGAGACAACAGAUCUCCCUGACCAGAUGAUAUUGUCCAACCUGCAGCCUGGAGUUUAUGAGUACCAGCUUACAGUCACUGAUUCAGCCGGUCAGUCAGACUCAACAUUGAUCACUGUCCUGGUUCUGACAGCGGAGCAGGCCGAGCGUCACUGUUUGACCCCAAAGAGGGUGGGUCCCUGUCGGGGGUCGUUUCCUCGCUGGCAUUACAAUGCUGCAUCUAACAGGUGUGAGGAAUUCCAAUUUGGAGGCUGUUUGGCAAACAACAACAACUACCUCUCUUACCAGGAGUGUUCCGAAGCCUGUAACGGCACAACAGCUGGUCUGUCUGCAGUGAAUGCUGUAGGGAGGAAACUGAAGUUGCUCACUGAAGUGUGCGGGGUUCAGUGUACAGACAGACAGUUCAGCUGCUCCAACAGCUGCUGUUUGGAGGCGGAGUUAGAGUGUGAUGGACAGGCCCAGUGCACUGAUGGCUCGGACGAGGAGAACUGCCAGCACUUAAACAAAACUCUUUCUCAUUUACUGGAGAUUCGUGUGAAUGAAGAGAAAGCACGCUGUGUGGACCCUCCGGUGACGGGACCCUGCAGAGCGAGCAUGCUGCACUGGUAUUACGACCCUCUGAAGACAACCUGCCAUCAGUUCACUUAUGGAGGCUGUGGCGGAAACAAGAACAACUUUGAGAUGAAGAUCAUCUGCAUGGAGGCCUGCGGAGACAUCACAGAGAAUGACGUCUUUUUGAAGGGUCUGUUUGAACGCUCUGAACAGGAAGAACAUAGUUCAGGCUCUGUGGCGACAGCGGUAAUCCUGGCAGUGGUGAUUCUUGCUCUUUUAGCUCUGCUGGGUUUCUGUCUUCUGAAGAAGAGGAAGAGCAGGUCUCAGCGCCAACGCGUUCCCACGGCCAGUCCAGCAGUCACUUUCACAGAGGACACAGAACACCUGGUCUACAAACCCACCACCACCACUUCCUAAGUCCUCUUCAAACCCACCACUGCCUCCUAACACCUCUUUUAACCCACCACCGCCUCCUAGCACCUGUACAAAACCACCACCAUCUCCUAACAUCUCUACAAAACCACCACCAUCUCCUAAUGCCUCUAAAAACCCACUUCUGGGUUUGCUGUGAUAUGCUGUCUGACACACUGCUGUUGACGUAGGAUUGAUGCAGUACUGAUGUGGGGUUAAUAUAGGAUUAAUGCAGGAUCAUUUCUGGAUUAAUGCAGGAUUAAUGUGAUAUUAAUUCUGGGUUAUGUACCAUUAAUACAGGGUAAUGCAGGAUUAAUCUGAUAUUAGUGCUGGAUUAAUGCAGUAAUAAUGCAGGAUUGAUGCUGGAUUAAUGUGGUAUUGAUGCACAGUGUUGGAUUAAUGGGAUAUUAAUGCAGGAUCAAUGCAAGAUUAAUGCAAGAUAACACUGGAUUAAUGCUGAAUUCAUGUAAAAUAAACACAGAAUUAGUGUAGGCUUAACACUGGAUUAAUGCAAGAAAAUGCACAUUUUACACUGGAUUAAUACAGGAUUAAUGUUGAAUUAAUUGCUGGAUUAUUUCAGUAUAAGGCAGGAUCAGUGCAGGAUUAUUGUAGGUUUAACACUGGAUUAAUGCAGAAUAAUGCAAGGUUAACACUGGAUUAAUCACCGUAUGAUAUUUUUAAAGUGAAACGCUGUUGUUUAUUUGUAUUUAUGGGUUUUUUGAUUUGAUUUGAUUUGAUUUGAUUUUUCUGUGCUGCUUUCAUCGGCACUUUUUGCAGCUUUUUAUUUUUCUGUUUUCCAGUUUCUCAGUUUAUUAUGAGUGGCUUUCAUCCUGUUCGUUGUCAUUUUAAAGAUUUUUAUUAUUUUCUUUCAUGUUUUUUUUUGUUAUGGAUGGAAAUUCUGGAUUUUAUGAUGUUUAAGUAAUAAAAAGUUUACAUUGUUAAAUUGCCAUUCAUAUAACACAGUUUAAUAAAAUAUUGUGAAUGUCCUA
Pygocentrus nattereri (red-bellied piranha) is the source of this 2536-nucleotide messenger RNA. RefSeq names its product serine peptidase inhibitor, Kunitz type 1 b (gene spint1b). Gene Ontology annotation, molecular function: serine-type endopeptidase inhibitor activity; protein binding. Lineage: Eukaryota; Metazoa; Chordata; Actinopteri; Characiformes; Serrasalmidae. The record is from RefSeq and is a predicted model, not a curated record. The transcript has 10 exons. Bases 51 to 1553 code for a protein of 500 amino acids.